ACAGGAGUUUCAUUGAUUAUAUUGGAGAUGGGUAUUGCAGAAGGUGGUUGUGAUAACAUUCCACCAUUUCUUGUGGAGUACAAGGAUUUGUUCCAUGGAUUAGAAAGAGAAGAAUCGGAUGAGAAAAUGGUUUCUUCUUCUUCUUCUUCAUUGAUGUGUGAGCUGCCAUUGAUAGACCUCAGCCAUAGGCAACGUGAUAUGGGUAUUGCAGAAGGUGGUUGUGAUAACAUUCCACCCUUUCAUGUGAAGUACAAGAAUUUGCUUCAUGGAUUAGAAAGAGAAGACGCAGAUGAGAAAAUGAUUUCUUCUUCUUCUUCAUCAUUGAUGUGUGAGCUGCCAUUGAUAGACCUCAGCCAUAGGCAAGGUAAUGAAAGUGAGAGAAACAAGUGUGCAGAUGACAUGGCCAGGGCUGCUUCUCAGUGGGGAUUCUUUCAGCUCAUAAACCAUGGAGUUCCCCAAGCUACAAUCAAUCAAAUCCAAAAGCAGCAGAAGAGAGCCUUUGAUCUGCCCUUUGAAUAUAAGCUCAAGUUUGGAUGUUAUAGAUGGGGAACUCCAACUGCUCAGACUGCAAAACAGUUGUGCUGGACAGAAGCUUUCCAUGUUCCCCUGGCUGCAAACUCAAAAGAGCAGUUGCAACUCAAUGAAUUCUCCAGCAUCAGAAUGGCGAUUGAAGAAUAUGGGCACGCCAUGGCCAGACUGGCACAAGAAGUUGCAGGAAUUCUAGCAGAGAAGCUUGGAGCAAAAACAGAGAAAGCCACUUCUUAUUUGAGAACAAACUACACAUACAAUACCUCUGUACUUCGUUUAAACAGAUACCCACAAUGCCCAGUGUCCUCCAGUGUCCAUGGAUUGAUACCACACACAGACAGUGAUUUUCUGACCAUUUUACAGCAAGACCAAGUUGGGGGUUUGGAGAUAAUGAAGGAUGGCAAAUGGGUGUGUGUAAAACCAGAGGCAAAUGCUCUGAUUGUCAACAUUGGAGAUCUGAUGCAGGCAUGGAGCAACGAUGUGUACAAAAGUGUGCAACACAGAGCACUUGCAAACAAUACAAAGCAGCGAAUGUCUAUUGCAUUUUUCCUCUGCCCUUCACAAGACACUGUUAUUAGUAAACAUGAUGGUGAUUCAAAUCCACCACUUUAUAGGACUUUCACAUUCAGAGAUUUUAAGGCACAAAUUAGUGAGGAGGUGCGCCUCAAUGGAUGUAAGAUUGGCCUUCCUGGAUUUCUCCUUUAGUGCACCAUGGUUUUCCCAUGAUGGUAGAUUCCCGAGCUAUAUUGAUAUAUUGAUAUUAGAAUAUAAAUGGUGUAUAAAGCUGGCUCUUUUGUUC
Cryptomeria japonica (Japanese cedar) is the source of this 1327-nucleotide messenger RNA. Its product is annotated as gibberellin 2-beta-dioxygenase 8. Lineage: Eukaryota; Viridiplantae; Streptophyta; Pinopsida; Cupressales; Cupressaceae. The transcript has 2 exons. Gene Ontology annotation, molecular function: dioxygenase activity. The record is from RefSeq and is a predicted model, not a curated record. Bases 28 to 1233 code for a protein of 401 amino acids.